UCUCUCUUUCGCGGUCUUUCCUUUCUCUUUCUCUUUCUCUUCUCUCUCUCUGCAGCGACCCUUCUUCUCCAGCUCGCGCGUCUGCGCAGGUACAACCGCGGUGGAAGCAGCAGCUCAUAUCGCCAUGAGAGCGACGCUCUAGGCAGCAUUUGACUUCCAGGGAUCGAAUUGAAGUCGAGGUGGCAUAAUGGGGUUCAGCUUGGGCUCUGUUUUGAUGAGUUUGGGGAUGCGAUCGGAGGCCGAUCAAGUAUCUGUGGAGGCUAUCACGUUGUUCGUUGGGCUCCUUUGCACCUGUAUUAUCAUUGGACAUCUUCUGGAGAAAAACAAAUGGAUUAACGAGUCUAUUACAGCCCUUACGAUCGGUCUUUGCACUGGAAUCGUUCUUCUGCUAACUACAGAAGGAAGACGCUCACAUAUCUUGGUCUUCAAUGAGGAGCUUUUCUUUAUAUAUGUUCUUCCACCUAUUAUCUUUAAUGCUGGGUUUCAAGUUAAAAAGAAACAGUUCUUCAGAAAUUUCAUGACAAUUACUCUAUUUGGGGUGGUUGGUACUCUGAUAUCCUUCUUUAUCAUAUCACUAGGUUCUGCACAGCUGUUCAAAAUGUUGAAUGAUGUUGGCUUCCUGGAGAUGGGAGAUUAUUUUGCACUUGGAGCAAUUUUCUCUGCCACAGAUUCUGUUUGCACAUUGCAGGUGCUAAAUCAGGAUGAGACACCUCUACUUUACAGUCUAGUUUUUGGAGAAGGCGUGGUUAAUGAUGCUACUUCUGUUGUCCUCUUCAACACACUCCAAAGAUUUGAUCUCUCUCAUACCACCUCAGGCAUUGCCACACAAUUUGCUGGCAGUCUCUGCAGUUUAUUUUUCACAAGCACAUUGCUUGGUGUAGCUGUUGGUUUACUCAGUGCAUAUAUCAUUAAGAAACUCUACUUUGGCAGGCAUUCUACUGAUCGUGAAGUUGCUCUGAUGAUCCUCAUGGCUUAUCUUUCAUAUAUGAUGGCAGAACUCUUCUCUUUAAGUGGCAUUCUUACAGUAUUCUUUUGUGGGAUUGUGAUGUCACAUUACACUUGGCAUAAUGUAACUGAGAAUUCAAGAGUAACAACCAAACAUGCUUUUGCAACAAUGUCCUUUAUCUCUGAGAUCUUCAUCUUCUUGUACGUUGGCAUGGAUGCCCUGGACAUUGAAAAGUGGAGUGCUGUAAGCAAGAGUCCAGGCACGUCAAUUGGAGUGAGCACCAUACUGCUUGGCCUAAUUGUCCUUGGGAGGGCUGCUUUUGUGUUCCCCCUGUCCUUCAUUUCCAACUUAACUAGGAAGUCUCCAGAUGAUAAAAUUGGUUUUAAGCAACAGGUGACAAUAUGGUGGGCUGGGCUCAUGCGUGGGGCUGUAUCCAUGGCGCUUGCUUAUAAUAAGUUUGCCAGCUCAGGCCAUACACAAAUACGAGGAAAUGCUAUCAUGAUCACCAGCACCAUCUCAAUAGUCCUCUUUUGCACAGUGGUGUUUGGGUUGGUGACCAAACCUCUAAUAAGAUUCCUGCUGCCCCUGCGGAAGCCUUUGAGUAGUAUGGUGGAAUCUGAAUUGUCCUCACCGAAAUCUCUUAUGCUGCCUCUACUUCAAAAUAGUCAAGACCGGGAAGUUGCGAUGAACGGCCAAAACGGCACAACCCUGCCUCUACUUCAAAAUGGUCAAGACCCGGAAGUUGCGAUGAACGGCCAAAACGGCCAAAACGGCACAACCCGUCCAAGGAGUCUAUGCAUGCUCUUGACAACUCCUGCUUACUCCGUGCACUAUUACUGGCGUAAGUUUGAUAAUGCUUUUAUGCGUCCGGUGUUUGGAGGGAGGGGCUUCGUGCAACGCAUCCCGGGCUCACCGACUGAGACAGUCGUCAGCUGAUGAUCUUUGGAAACAUCAGAAAUUUUAUAAUUUUGAUACGCAUGUUAUACAGUGGAGCGACCCAGUGCAUAUAUAGUAAGAUGGGUCCGCAUGCUCCGUUACACGGCACUCGUUCGGCCUAUUGAUGAGUAGUGAGGCUGAAUUCCUUGCUUCUUAGGGUUAGCAACUAAUAUGUUCUGAUGACAAACUAUGAUAAUACGUUUAUCGGGAAAAAAAGAGAUUUAAGUUGUUGCAGUAAACACGUUUGAGCUUUCUGUCCAGCUCGUCAAUUAAUGUUAUCAAUUUUGUA
Molecule: messenger RNA, 2171 nt
Organism: Eucalyptus grandis
Lineage: Eukaryota; Viridiplantae; Streptophyta; Magnoliopsida; Myrtales; Myrtaceae
Product: sodium/hydrogen exchanger 2
Exons: 15
Coding region: 188-1882 (564 amino acids)
Biological process (GO): sodium ion transport; proton transmembrane transport; regulation of pH
Cellular component (GO): membrane
Molecular function (GO): sodium:proton antiporter activity
Source: RefSeq, a predicted model, not a curated record